AUGACUGCCGCGGUCCAAUCCCCAGUCCUCCCAUUAGUGGAGAAGGAGAAGGAGACUGAUAUCACGAUUGCUGAAGCGGAUUCAACAUACUGGUGGCGCACUAGUGGUCAGGAUCUCUCCCGAAUGCUUCAGGAGGCAGGAUAUCCCGACGAGGCGAAGCGCCAAUUUCUCAAUUACUUCCGAGAGACUAUCUGUCCAACAUUGGGGGGUAAACCCGGUGGCAAUGCUCUUAGAACUGCUGUGGGCUGGGACGGUAGCCCGUUUGAAUACAGCUUCGAAUUUAAGGAGUCGACUAAGAGUGCGGGCGUACGGUUCGUAGUUGAUCUCACGCAACUUCGCCCUGGAAACCACAGCGCCCCUCUAACCACUAAGACUACCGAAAAUGUGAUUGAAUCACUUUCCAAAAAGACACCCUUAUUUGACGAUAACUGGCAUCGUGCCCUUGCGCAAUGGUUCGUAUACUCUCAUGCACCCGAAAGCGAACAAAAAGCUUUAGUGGCUGCAGCAGGGUACCAGACGAACAUAAUCAUGGGCUUCGAUAUCAACCCGAAGAUCUUGGACCUAGCUCCGGGAUAUCUUCCUAUCAUGGCCAAGAGUUACUUCCCGCCAUGCUUCGUAUCCGAAGCCAAGGGCUUCACCCGCUGGCAAGCUCUUAGCCUGGGAAUCAGGCAGAUUCCAGAUAUCGGCUCACACCCCAACAUCCUGCUUGCAUUGAAGUUGAUCGAGGACUAUGUGGCGGCCAAGCCUGAACUCGCAGGCGGAGCACGUGGUCUGUCGACUGACUUCGUCAAGGCGGGUAAGGCCCGUCUGAAGAUCUACAUGCGCUACCUCGGUGACGACUUCGAGGAGGUAUGGGACUACUAUACGCUAGGUGGAAAGAUUCCUGAUCUCGAAAGCGACAAGGAGAUGUUUCGGGACCUGAUGACGCUUUCGAGCCCGUCUACUUACACUACCGAAGAUUGGAAGCACACUCAAGUAGAUCCCCGCCGACGCGCAGCUUUCAAGACAAAGCCUACGGCUAUUUACUUUUCGCUCUCUCCCGAUAAGCCGUACCCGAUUCCCAAAGUCUAUUUCUACCCGGCUCGUGCCGCACCUAAUGACAAGGUGAUCGCGCGUGGAUUGGAUGCAUGGCUGACUAAGUACAAUUGGCAUGAUGGAGGAAAGUCGGUAGAAGAACGAGCAGAAACUGUCUUUACCCACAGAAAGCUGGAAGAGAACCCUGGUAUCUUCACUUUCAUCGGCCUUGGAAGGAAAGAAGAUUCUACAAAGAAAGGUCUGAGUCUGCAAGUGUACAUGACCCCUGAAUUAUAUGUAACACCACGUUUUUAG
Messenger RNA from Annulohypoxylon maeteangense, 1329 nucleotides. Its product is annotated as aromatic prenyltransferase. The record is from RefSeq and is a predicted model, not a curated record. Gene Ontology annotation, molecular function: transferase activity, transferring alkyl or aryl (other than methyl) groups. Gene Ontology annotation, biological process: alkaloid metabolic process. The transcript has 3 exons. Bases 1 to 1329 code for a protein of 442 amino acids. Lineage: Eukaryota; Fungi; Ascomycota; Sordariomycetes; Xylariales; Hypoxylaceae.